Panicum virgatum (switchgrass) is the source of this 3720-nucleotide messenger RNA. Its product is annotated as disease resistance protein Pik-2-like. Bases 566 to 1681 code for a protein of 371 amino acids. The record is from RefSeq and is a predicted model, not a curated record. Gene Ontology annotation, molecular function: ADP binding. Lineage: Eukaryota; Viridiplantae; Streptophyta; Magnoliopsida; Poales; Poaceae. Gene Ontology annotation, biological process: defense response to other organism. The transcript has 2 exons.
UUAACAUCCAUUACUUCUCAUGCACGCUCGUAUGACCUUCGCUGUUGAAUAUGACAGAAGAUUUUAGGAAAGUAUUUUUCUGAUGAACCCCUUUGGCUGCCUGAAUAAUCCAUUGUCCCUUUGGGAAACUGAACAAGGGCCUAAACCAUUGGCCAACUCAAGUACCCUCACGCCAGUACCCAUUAGCUGAUUAGCGGAAGCGUGUCAAACUGCUGCCUCUUCGUUUUGCUGAUCAGCACUGGCUGUUGGCACUGUAGCUACAGUACACUGUAGCUUCAGUGUCGGUACAGUACACUCCCACGUGUACUCGAGGCUGCACUGCGUGUGGUUGCUACGGUAAUCCUGCAGUGUAUGUCCUCUCACAAAAAUCAGCCGCUAUAGUGUUCAGCCAGCUCAAACCACCCAGCCGAACAGGCUGCUGGUUCCCUCUGAAUAUUCAUCCCUCGAGUUGGAAUCCAUCGUCUUCGAACAGGACAGGCCAACCACUACAAAGAACCAAAGAAGAGUGGUCAGACUCUCAGCCGGCCAUGGCCUUUGUGUUGAAGGGAAUCCGUUGUCGUUGCCCAUGGAGUUAGUGGCCAGCGCCUCGGAGGGGCUCAGAUCUCUUCUGGGCAGUGAGUACGCGCUCCAGGCUGGCGUGCGCAACGACAUCGACUUCGUCCAGGCCGAGCUGCAGCGCAUGCACGCCUUCCUCCAGGACUACGCGAGGAGCCAGCAGGCCACUACUGCCGUUGUCAAGGAUUGGGCCAGAGAGGUGCGGGAGCUCGCGUACGAUCUCGAAGACGCCGUGGAUGAGUUCAAAUAUCGUGUUAGUCCAGCACCCGUGGGGAUCCCUGCCAUGGUCGUGCACUUGGUCUCCACGUUCAUGGCUCGCCGUCAGAUAGCUGAGCAGGCGCGCAGCCUCCGGACCCGGGUACUGGAGGUGAGCGAGCGCCACAAGAGGUAUGAAUGUGACGUCUUCCUGCCUUUAGAUGCUCCCAGCUCCGCCUCCGCUCUCUGGUUGCCCCCGACGAUGUAUGUCGAGGUGGCCAGUCAGUCCAAUUUGGUGGGCAUCGACGGCCCGCGUGAUGAGAUCAUUAGUAAGCUUAUGGAUGCCGGAAGGAAGGAUGCAUCUGGCCGCCGCCGUGUGGCCUCCAUGGUUGGAUUCGCCGGAGUUGGCAAGACCACCCUAGCCAUGGCUGUGUACCGCAGCCUUGAGGGCCAGUUCCAGUGCCGGGCAUUCAUCACAGUGUCCAGGAAACUUGACAUUAAAAGACUUGUAACGGACAUUCUACAACAGAUCAUCCCUGUUGGCAGUUCUUCCAUGCCGGAUCCGGAUAUGGCUGGUGUCGAGACAUGGGAGAUCAGCCAGCUCGUGGGCAAGCUCAGAGAAAACCUGCAGUGCAAGAGGUACUUGAUUGUCAUCGACGACUUAUGGGAAACAUCCUCUUGGAGGGAUAUUAGUUGUGUUCUCCCAGAGAACAAUCUGGGUAGCAUCAUUAUGACGACUACAAGAAAUGAGUCUGUUGCUGAUGCAUGUUGCUCAAGCUAUAACCUUGGUGACUUUGUGCACAAGGUAGAAUCUAUGAACGAUCUUGACUCGAAGACAUUGUUUCUUGGUCGGAUUUUUGGUUCUGAGAACAACUGUCCACAUGAUUUCGAAGAAAUGUCCCUGAAAAUCCUGAAAAAAUGUGCCGGUUAGCCACUGGCCAUCGUCUGCAUAUCGAGCCUUUUGGCCGCUACACGGCCACAGGCAACAAAGUGGGAGAAAGUAUACAGCUCUUUGGGGUCCGAGAUUGAAAGCAAUGAUAGUCUAAGUAGAUUGAAGCAAGCUCUACAGCUUGGUUAUGAUGAUCUUCCACAACAUCUCAAGGUCUGUGUACUGUAUCUUUGUUCAUUUCCUGGGAGUUGCACAAUCGAAAGGGAUCGUUUAAUACGGAGAUGGAUAGCAGAAGGAUUCGUAGCCGAAAUACCUGGUAUGAGUUUGCAAAAAGUAGCCAAAAGCUACUUCAGUGAGCUAAUAGAAAGGACCAGGAUCCAGGCUGUGGACGUUGACUGUUUUGGUGAAGUUCAUGCAUGCAGAAUUCAUGAUGUGAUGUUUGAACUGAUCAUGAUGAAAUCAUUCGAAGACAACUUUGUUAUGCUUGUAGGUGAUCGCUGGAGUUUAUCCACACAACGGCUCAACGUUCGACGGCUAUCACUAGACUGUAGAACUGCAACAGAUGGUUUGGACUUGUCAAAUUUUGACAUGACUCGCAUUCGAUCAUUGGCAAUUUGUGGGUGUAUUGCUAGCUUUCAUUUCAUUCCAAAAUGCAAAUUUGUAAGGAUGUUGGAUUUUGAAUCCUGUGGGGGUUUAGACAGUAGGCACCUGAAGAACAUUGGUGAUCUGUUCCUGCUGAAGUACUUGAGUCUGAAGAGCACAUGGAUCAGUGAAUUGCCGUUGCAGAUUGGCAACUUAAAAUGUUUGGAGACUUUAGACUUGACACAAACAAACGUUAGAAAGUUGCCAAAGGAAAUUACUCAAUUGCAAAGGCUGGUACAUCUACUUGCUGGAGGAGCAGAACUGCCUGAAGGGGUUGGAAAUAUGUUGUGUUUACAGACAUUGUGCAUCAGGGCUGCCAGUAAGAGAUCUAACAAAGCUGUGAAAGAGUUACUUAGGCUAACCAAUUUGAGACAACUCGACAUGUCCUACAUAAAUCUAAAAGUAGGAAGGUCACAAGAUGAGAGACUGGAUGCUUGUUUACCCUUGGUAAUUGGUGAGCUUGGCAACUGCAACUGCAAUCUUCAAUCACUGAGUUUGAAUUUGUUAGGAUACUCUAUGGGUUUGUUCCUGGAACUCCAGUUGCCCCUAUCUGCAUCUCCUGAUACACUUCAAAGCCUGAAAAUAAAAGGCGAGCAUGGGUUUCUAAGAGUGCCAAUGUGGAUGUCAUCACUCCCUCACCUCGCUGAUCUGGAGCUAACUGUUGCUGCGGUGGGUGAGAGGGAUACAGAAAUUCUUGCAAAAUUACCUACGCUCACCCGACUUCGACUCACCAUAAAAGAACCACACUCACAAGGCAUACUCAUUAGGGAAUCCGGCUUCCCUAGCCUCAAGGAGCUCUGUAUCAACUGUAGGGUCAUGCCAGUGUUCUUCGUUGAGGGUGUUAUGCUGAAGCUUCAGAAGUUUGAGUUACAGUUUCAUGCAUAUCAAGAAGAUCUAAGAUUUGUUCACUUCAGUACAGAGCAUCUCCAAUCUCUUAAGGAGUUCCGAUUUACGGUAGUUUGCAAAGAUCUCAGUGAUCAUGAUAUUGAGUUUUUGAAAGAGGCCUUCAAGAAUGCUGUUUUCAUAUAGAGCCAUGCCACGAACAGGAACAGGAACAAGAUGUUGCAGAUGAGGACUGAAUCAGAAUGUCUCUUGUAAUUCCUUGUUCGCUCCAUAGUAUCUUAUUUUUAUUUUCAGUGAAAAUUCUGUCAGGAUGUUUGCAGUUUUUGGUACAUAAAUUCUUUAUGGGAAAUGUUGUGCCGUGUAUUUCUAUAGCACAAGCUUGCAAGUAUCGCAUAAAACACAAUGAAAUGGGGCUUGGCCUAAGUGGUAAUUCGGCAGUUUUUGGUGCGGGUUCUGGUCCAGCUAAAAGCUACUAGGAGGUUCAAUCUGUUCUUGACGAUAUGGUACAAUUUGUGACCACCUUGUCUACGUUGGUCUCAUGUUAAUGGAAAUUCUGCAUUUAUAUUUUUGGAAAUAUCAAGAACCCUUGCUAAUCA